CUGUUGGUGGACUGUGAUUGCAUGAUGGUUGCGCUGCAGUAAAACAGUCGUCCAGUCCCUUUCACAUUUCAGCCGGGCAUCAUGAACCCCAGGAGCCCGAGUCUGAAGUUUAUUUUGACAGCACUUGGGGUUUUAUCCGUCUCCCUAUCGGUGUGCGACAGCGUGCGCUUCACAUCUGCAGAAGCGGAUCUUUUGAGCACGACUGUUCAAGACAGACCAACAGCAAAGCAGAAGCACUAUGGGACCACAGUACCUCUUCAGCUUGUUGGACAAGACUGGAAACCAAUCAGCCAGCUCAAAUCCCAGAGUCACCCUGCAUCACUGAAGCUCCUGAUUGAAGUGGAAGGUGAGCAGAUGCUGCUGGCCCUGGAGAAAAACAACUGUGUGGUCCAAGAUGCAUCAGCUGAACAACAGGAGCUACAUUCAUACCUUCCAGUGAUCAAUGAACCACAGAUGAUCGAGGAGGGGCUCUUUGCAAGAAACUACACAGAAACCUAUUACCUGGAAGAUGGUAGUGCGGUCACGGGCUCCCAUGACUUCACGAAAAACUGCUACUACCACGGUGAGGUGGAGGGUCAUGUCAGCUCGGACGUCAGCCUCAGUAUUUGUGCUGGGAUUAAGGGUUUCAUAUCUCUUGAAGGGAAAUCCUAUGUACUGGAGCCAUCUACUGAUCACUCCGAUGGAACUCACUGGAUCUACACAGCAGAACACCUCAGUUUUACUCCUGGCUCCUGUGGCCAUAAUUUCAACGUAUCCUAUCCCACUGAACGUACCGACAGCAGUCUGUUCAGGGCUUUCAGCACAAGGCACAAACGCCAUGCCCAGACAACAACCAAGUAUGUGGAGCUGAUCAUUGUAGCUGACAACAGAGAGUUCCAGAAGCAAGGCAAGGACUUAGAGAAGGUAAAGCAGCGACUGGCUGAGAUCGCCAAUUAUGUGGACAAGUUCUAUAGGGCUCUAAAUAUCCGAGUGGCUCUGGUGGGCUUGGAGGUGUGGAGUGAUGUGGACAAGUGUCCUGUCACCCAGGAUCCCUUCACCACCUUGCAUGAAUUCCUAGACUGGAGGAAGGUCAAGCUGCUGCCUCAGAAGCCACAUGACAAUGCCCAGCUAAUCAGUGGGGUCUAUUUCCAGGGCACCACGAUCGGUAUGGCGCCCAUCAUGAGUAUGUGCACAGCAGAGCAGUCAGGAGGAAUUGUCAUGGACCAUUCAGACAACCCCCUGGGCGCUGCUGUCACUCUGGCCCACGAGCUCGGACACAACUUUGGAAUGAACCACGAUACGCCAGAAAGGGGGUGUGGCUGCAGGGUGACAGUGGACCGUGGAGGGUGCAUCAUGACUCCCUCCACUGGGUAUCCAUUCCCCACGGUGUUCAGCAGCUGCAGCAAAAAGGACCUGACAGCAAGCUUUGAAAAAGGCGUCGGGAUGUGUCUGUUUAAUAUGCCUGAGGUCAAAGUGCUCUAUGGUGGACAAAAAUGUGGCAACGGCUAUGUGGAAGAGGGAGAGGAGUGUGACUGUGGAGAACUGGAGGAAUGUAUGAAUCCCUGCUGCAAUGCCACUACCUGCACUCUGAAGGGAGAUGCUGUGUGCGCCCAUGGACAGUGUUGCCAGGACUGUCAGCUGAAGCCAGCAGGCACUCCAUGCCGUGAAUCCAGUAACUCCUGUGAUCUGCCUGAGUUCUGCACUGGUACCAGCCCUCACUGCCCCUCCAACGUCUACCUGCAUGACGGCCACACCUGCCACAACGUGGAUGGCUACUGUUAUAACGGCAUCUGCCAGACACACGAGCAGCAGUGUAUCACGCUGUGGGGCCAAGGAGCCAAACCAGCUCCAGGUAUCUGCUUUGAAAGAGUAAACUCAGCAGGAGAUCCUUAUGGCAACUGUGGCAAGGACUCCAAAGGUUCCUUUGCCAAAUGUGAAGCAAGAGAUGCUAAAUGUGGCAAAAUCCAGUGUCAAGGAGGAGCUAACCGCCCAGUAAUUGGCACCAACGCUGUUUCCAUAGAAACAAAUAUACCCCUGCAGGAAGGAGGAAGGAUACUGUGCCGAGGUACACAUGUCUACCUGGGUGAUGACAUGCCUGAUCCCGGCCUGGUACUGACAGGGACCAAGUGUGGAGAUGGAACGAUGUGCCUGAAUCGUCAGUGCCAGAACAUCAGUGUUUUCGGUGUGCAUGAGUGCUCAGCCAAGUGCAGCGGUCGAGGGGUGUGCAACAACAACAAGAACUGUCACUGUGAGGCUCACUGGGCGCCUCCAUUCUGUGACAAAGUGGGAUUUGGAGGGAGUGUGGACAGUGGCCCCAUCAGAUUAGCAGAGAGUGGGAAUCUGACAGUUGGCAUCCUGGUGGCUCUCCUCACCGUCCUUGGAGCUGGUCUGAUUGUCUGCAUCAAGAGAAAAACUCUACUGGCUCUGCUCUUUACCAGUAAAAAGAACCCAAUUGAGAAGCUCAGAUCAGUAAGCACUGCAAUCAGUGGACCUUCCUCUACUAACCGGCCUCCAUCAGUGAGCACAUCGCCAUCUCGACUGGCCCCACCUCUGCCACACAGUGCCACCAUCUUCAAGCCUCUUCACCGCGGGGCAGAGGCAGUGCUCCCACCAGCCCCCUGCCCCCCCCACAGCCUGCGCCGACUGCCCCAGUGUCCUCCGGUUCACCUCAGCCACACUGUACCUGUGUCUCUCACCCUGUCUCUCUCCACUGGCCCCGGGCAGCAGAGACCCCCAGCGCCUCCACCUCACCGAACCCCUCCACCUCACUUCCAUGUCGCAACCAGGGGAGCAUCAUUUCACAGUGUCUCACGCCUUAACUCCUGCAGGAUGGUCAUGGAGUUAGAGAAGCCCAGUCCUCCUCAGAAACCCCUUCCCGCUGAUCCAAGGAGCUCUCGUCUGGUUCAAAGUCCCUCUGUUGUACAGGGCCACACUCUAGUCCAAGGACCCUCUACUGUUUGUGGCCCUGCACCAAAACCCAGUAUAUCUACACCUAUGCGCCCUGUCCCACAUCCCAAGAGACCCAGUCCCAAGCAGCCUCCAACUCUACCAAAGCCUUGCAUAAUUGCCAGUGUCAAAUACAGCAGCUGAGACUUUGGCCAGAAGGGACGUUUUUGUGAAAAGACACUAAAAAAAAUUGCACUAUGAAAAAUCUGAAAACCUUAAAAAAGAUGGUGGCUUCUCUGAGGUCGAAUCAGAAGAUCUACCAUGGCCCUUUGGCGUUCUUUCUCUGAAUGGUGCUAUGAGUCUGAGCUCAGGUACAUCAAAAUUAUUUAUAUUCUGUAUUUAUUGUCACACAGGGCUCUGUGCCAGACGUUUUUACAACACGGUAGCAACUUAAAAUUUUGAUUUGUUGUUUGCAUUGAUUUCAAUUUUUUUCACAUCAGCUGAUCUUAAUCAAGGAGAUUAAUGGGAGACUUACAAAAAAGCCAAUCUGUGAAAUUGUGAUUGCAAAAAUGUUUUUGUGAAAUGUGUUUUAAUGAAGAAAUCCUUUUACCUGAUAGUUUUGUUCUAUGUAAUAACAGAAGGGUUACUGUGCAAUCUCAGAUGAGAACAGAGAAAACUUCACACAAUGCUUCUAGUUCAUUUGCAGUUUUUCUCGAAGGGUAACACUCUGAGCCAGGCUGAAAACGACAAGAGAAAAAGAACACCCUUUUGCUACAGCAGGUCUGCAAAUGUGAUUGAUUAAACAACUGAAACACUGUGGGGGAGUGAUGGACUGAAAAUACAGCCCUGUUUCUUGUCCAUUUAUAUUACAGAGAGGUAAGUUGAACUGUGAAAUGUCACUGAUUUGCCAUUUCCUUUGCAUUAACAAGACCCGAGAAGCUCGCUCGAGGAAUCUAUGAACUGAACAUGGAUUUUAAAUAAGCCAAGAUCAAGAAGCACUCACCCCUCAGAGAGAGUGAACUCCUCUCAAAUAUUGCUCUACUAAAGGUCAUGCAUGUUUUUGAGCAUUUCUCCCUAUGCCUGUCUACAUCGAGGACUCUGUGAGAAACUAAAGAUUUUCUUAUGGCAGGAGUCACAUGUUUCACAGAGGGACUCGCAUCUAAACACCCAGUGUCUGACUACAGUGUUUAUUUGUAGAUUUUAAAUCAUGUUUGAUAGAUUCACUCAACAAAGACACAUUUCUCAAUCUUACUGCCACUGCCACCAGCCAUCCAAAACUAACUGGCAGUAAUUCCUUUUCUAUUUUGUGUACCUUUUUGCUUUGGCUGUCGAGAUAUGUUUUAUCAAGCCAAUCUAAUGCCAUAUACAAAAUCCUGCACAAAUUAGAUGUUGUAAUUGAGUGUUUUAUUAUUUUUGCAGACGUGUUACUGGAUUGCACCAUGUAUACAUUUACAGUGAGCAAUAUUUCUUUUAAGCACAGCUCUUAUUCACAAAUAUGUAGGCCGAGAACAGACAGACUAGAUUUUUGUUACUUUUAAUAACUUAUCUUUUUAAUAAUGCAGUAGUUUUGCAUUCAAUGCUUUGUUUUCUUUGCUCUUUCAAUGCUAUGUACCCAUGUGCCAAUAGACAGUAUUUGAUCCCAGUCACUUGACUGUAGGCUUACACUAUGUCUAUGUUCCUUGUAUGUUGUGUUACAGGUGAACACAAUUUCAUGGAGAAUGCUUUUUUUUAUGAUGAUUGAUACAUCAUAUGUAAAGAAAACCCGUGUCAGUGUCGAGUCAUGCUAUUUUGAGCACUCAACAGUAAUAUUAAAACUGCUUUUAAAAGAGUUCAGCACUCACUCUUUACAUAAUGUGAACUGAGGCUCAGAUAACGAUACACAACUGAGAAACUCCUGAUCACUGCAAUGGACUAAUCUAAUUACAAAGUUGCUGAUGCAAGCAGAGUUUAUUUGCCAAAAAAGGUUAGAGGUUGGCAUGCAAAGGUAAAAAACAAUAAGACAACAAUUAGCCAUGUACUGCAGGUUGCCCAGCUCUUGUGUUAAUAGUUUACCUAUUUUCAGGUGCCAUAUUGACAUAUUUUACAUUUGUUCUUGGUUACUAUCAGACCUAUAGGAGGCUAUAUUUUACACGACAGUGGAGUUGAA
Monopterus albus (swamp eel) is the source of this 5011-nucleotide messenger RNA. It is a transcript of the gene adam12a, whose product is annotated as ADAM metallopeptidase domain 12a. Gene Ontology annotation, biological process: proteolysis. The coding region runs from base 82 to 3069 and encodes 995 amino acids. NCBI's taxonomy places the organism in Eukaryota, Metazoa, Chordata, Actinopteri, Synbranchiformes, Synbranchidae. The record is from RefSeq and is a predicted model, not a curated record. Gene Ontology annotation, molecular function: metalloendopeptidase activity. The transcript is spliced from 24 exons.